AUGGGCCUGAGCGACGACACGGAUCGCAUUGUGAUUAACGUGGGAGGGAUCAGACACCAGACAUACCGCAGCACUUUGCGCACGUUACCCGGAACCCGCUUGUCUUGGCUCGCCGAACCUGAUGCGCCCAAUCACUUUGACUAUGACGCCAAGAUUGAUGAGUUUUUCUUUGACCGCCACCCGGGCGUCUUUGCGCACAUCCUCAACUACUACAGGACAGGUAAACUGCACUGCCCCGCGGAUGUGUGCGGGCCCCUGUACGAGGAGGAGUUGGCCUUCUGGGGCAUUGAUGAGACUGACGUGGAGCCGUGCUGCUGGAUGACCUACAGGCAGCACCGGGAGGCAGAGGAGGCCCUUGAUAGUUUCGGCGGGGGAGGAUUGUUAGACCUGGUGAAUGAAGACCAUGAGCCAGAUGCAGAUCACACUGAGGAUGAUGAUGAGAUGACACGGAGGCUGGCGCACGUAGACCACACGGAAGUACGCACGGGGAGCCUGUGGAGCAAGUGGCAGAAACAUGUUUGGGCUCUGUUUGAGGACCCCUACUCCUCCAAAUAUGCAAGGUGGAUCGCUCUGGCCUCGCUCUUCUUCAUCCUGGUCUCUAUCACCACCUUCUGCCUGGAGACCCACGAGGCCUUCAACCCCAUCAUCAACCGCACAGAGCUGGAGCUGAUAGACAACGUAACCGUGGAGCGCAUCUACCAAGAAACCGAAACUGCCGCCUACCUCACCUAUAUCGAAGGCGUGUGCGUGAUAUGGUUCACUUUCGAAUUUCUCAUGCGAGUAACUUUUUGCCCAAACAAACUAGACUUUAUAAGAAAUGCCCUCAACAUUAUCGACUUUGUGGCCAUCCUUCCUUUCUACCUGGAGGUGGGCCUCAGCGGCCUCUCCUCAAAAGCAGCUAAAGACGUGCUCGGCUUCCUCAGAGUGGUGCGUUUUGUCCGAAUCCUCCGAAUCUUCAAGCUGACGCGGCACUUUGUUGGACUUCGAGUUCUGGGCCACACGUUACGAGCCAGUACCAACGAAUUUCUGCUUCUCAUCAUCUUUUUGGCACUCGGAGUACUCAUAUUCGCCACUAUGAUUUAUUAUGCUGAACGAAUCGGAGCCAACCCCAACGACCCAAGAGCCAGCGAACACACACACUUCAAGAACAUCCCCAUUGGAUUCUGGUGGGCUGUGGUAACCAUGACGACCCUGGGCUACGGAGACAUGUACCCUCAGACCACUUCAGGGAUGAUGGUUGGAGCCCUCUGUGCCCUGGCUGGUGUGCUGACCAUUGCGAUGCCCGUCCCUGUGAUUGUCAACAACUUUGGAAUGUAUUACUCCCUGGCCAUGGCGAAACAGAAACUACCAAAGAAAAACAAGAGGCAUAUACCACGACCACCACAUCUCGGAUCUCCCAACUACUGCAAGACUAGCAUCAGCUCACAACACCCUAGCCCUGUGGUCGUCCACGAUGAUGUCUUCGAGAUCAAGUUUCAAGACUCCAAACUGAACGGCGAGGCAGCUAAUGCGGCGUUGGCGAACGAAGACUGCCCUCACAUUGACCAGGCGAUAUCUCCAGAGGAAAUCUUCAGCCCCAGCGAUAGAGAGCGCCCCUGUUUCUUGGUCACGACGGCAGAGCGCCCCAACCACAAGGGGGGCAGAGUGCGCAGGGGUUAUGAAAAGCCUUGGAGCCUUAACAGCAUGUCUGGCAUGAGCGGGGAUGCCUCUGGAGUGUCCUCAGUGUCCGCCCUGCCCUGCAGCCCACCAUGUCUAAUGCAGCACUCACAUUCUCCCAUCCCAUCCAUUAUGUAG
Molecule: messenger RNA, 1794 nt
Organism: Knipowitschia caucasica
Lineage: Eukaryota; Metazoa; Chordata; Actinopteri; Gobiiformes; Gobiidae
Source: the annotation of a GenBank genome assembly